GCUGGCAUGGGAGCUGAUGUAUGAGAAUCGCCAAGUUGCCCGGGCCAGGAGUGCAGAAAGAACAGGAACGGCCGUGCCUUGACUUGACACCCUGAGGAUCUCUGGCUAAAUUCAGCGGUCUGUUUCUCCGGACACCAGAUAUAAGUUUCCUUGCCUCCAGGAGCUGACUCGUCAUCCUUUGAAAGGCCAAUGUCUGCUUCCAGAAUACGCUCCCUCUCGUCUUUCUUUUUUCUCUGAGCUGCCUUGAAGAAUCUAAUAAUGGGGCAGACGCGCUACUCACGACCGGUAUAUCCAGCUCCCUCUUCCGAGGAAGUGGAUCAUCCGCUGAGCGAUGGUGGGAUGGGAGCCGAUGCACUGGAAUCUGGCGAUACUACUCCUCCCUCCAAGAGGAAAAGCAAAUUCGCAGGUUUUGGCAAGAUCUUUAAACCUUGGAAGUGGAGGAAAAAGAAAACCAGUGGCAAGUUCAAAGAGACUUCAGAAGUUUUAGAACGAAAGAUUUCAAUGCGAAAGCCAAGAGCGGAGCUCAUUGAAAGAGGGGUUCUGUUUGAAGACCCUGAACAGGAUGGAGAAGAGUUGGACAAAAGCAGCCACACAGCACUGAAAAAUGGACACACAAUCCCCAUUGACUGCUCUGGGAUCGCUGGCCUAGAAUACGUGGAGGAAGAGCCCGGGAAAAAGCCAAGCCUUAAGAAGCCCGUUCCUUCAGAGGAACCAAAGAAAUCACAAGGAUGGUCUGGUGGUCACCUCAAUUCGGAACCGGCACCCAAUCCUGAAUCUCAUGCCCCCAGGCAACCUCUGCUUCCUCCAAAACGGCCGUUGUCACAGCCCACUUCCCAGGAGGCGAGCGACACAUAUGUGCCGGAUCUUGUCCCUACCAGCACUGCAAGGACUAUGCCUUCCUCCACAACAGCAGCAGCCACCAGCGCAGCAAAGGGGGCCAAUUAUUCCACCGCUCCUUCCCCGGCCCCCAGGACUGUGCCCUCUGCUUACACAAAUGCCUACACGACCGCUCUCACGAGCACUACCAACACAGUCCCUGCCAAGCAGCCCCCCGUCCCACCUCCAAAGCCAGUUAAUAGGAAUAGCAACCCUUUAAUAGUUGAGUUGUCUCACGCGAUCAGUAGUGGCUUGAAACCUUCUCCGCCUUUGCCUCCAAAAAGAGGCAUCCCGUUGAACAUGUCGUCAUCGCUCGAAAUGGCCGCUGCCCCCAAGUCGCCCAGCGACAGGAUCGUGCCAUCGUCCCAUUGCCUUUCCUCGAUCCCAGGGCACCUGUCACCUCAACCGCCACCCUCUCCGUCGCCCCCUCCACCUGCUCACAUUCCUCCCGAACCCCACUACGUUCCACUGCCUGCUUCCAUCCAUGAGGCAGGCCUCCCACUUUCCCCCGAACAGCUGACGGAGGCCCACCAGGAUGGGGUCUCAAGUCUGGAGGCGGCCAGGAGGGCGGCCGAGCAGGGCUUUGGAGAGCCCCAUGUGCCUCCCCGGCUGCCCCAGCUCCCUCUGCACAUCCUCAUCCAGCAGGCUUUGACGAGCCCCCUGCCAGCGACCCCACCGGGGGAAGGGUCGCACAGGGCCCACUCGCUGCUUUUUGAAAACAAAGGCCCCUUUGAGGAAAACGGCUCCGUUGGCAGGACAAGGUCGCUUCCGGUUACCAUCGAGAUGCUGAAAGUUCCAGAUGAUGAUGAAGAGGUAGAGGAUGUCCAAGAAGACGAGCACCAUUCCAGUUCCCAUGUUUACAUUGGGGAGGACCCGACAGUCACAGUCAUCCCCAGGCUAGCACUGCAAACAGUUCAGGAUGAAGAAGAGGGGCCCAGUGACUCGGACUCAGAGGGACCUGUUCUGUACAAGGAGGACUCAGAGGAAGAUGAUGACGAUGAAAGCCAUAACAGUGCACUAGCCAACAAGGUUAAAAGAAAAGACACCCUUGCCAUGAAACUGGGCAACAUGGCCCCGCGGCAGGAGUUACAAGAAGGGAACACUUUUCCCAAGGAGGAGUGGAAUGAAAUCCGACAGCAGAUCGGGACGACGUUGAUCAGGCGGUUAAGUCAAAGACCGACAGCAGAAGAGUUGGAGCAAAGGAAUAUCCUUCAGCCAAAAAAUGAGGCUGACCGGCAGGCGGAAAAGCGGGAAAUCAAACGGAGGCUCACCAGAAAGCUUAGCCAAAGGCCCACGGUGGCUGAGCUGCAGGCAAGGAAGAUCCUGAGGUUCCACGAGUACGUUGAAGUAACAGAUGCUCAGGACUACGACAGGCGAGCCGACAAGCCCUGGACGAAAUUAACACCUGCUGACAAGGCUGCCAUCCGGAAAGAGCUGAACGAAUUCAAAAGCUCUGAAAUGGAAGUCCACGAAGAGAGCAAGCAAUUCACUCGGUAUCAUCGGCCAUGAACGUGUUUCUUUUUUAUAUAUAUAAACAAAGCAAUACCAUCAGAAGGAAAGAGGAUUGCAGUGUUUGCUAUGUUAUCCCAGUGAGGAGGAACUUUGAGGUUUGCCCCAGAUUUGCCUUUGCAACAUAUCCAGGAAGUGACUUUCUGCAGGGAACGGAAAGGGUGUGCGUGUAGGGUUAGAACCUUUGUCAAAAGUAGCAUAACGUCUGGAAGGAAUUUGUCUCAAGUGCCAUCAGAUCACAAUGGGAAAAAAACAUUAACAACAAAACACAAUACCUCACACAAUUAGCAAUACUGCUUGCAGCCAGAGAUCAGCCCCUGGCUUGGAUUUGUUGUGCAUGGCUCCAUCAUAUGAAUGGGUAAUGCGCCCCACAGUUCCUGUCUGUGCUCUCUGGCCACGUUGUCUACUGUAAAUAUGUUCUGCCGAACUGAUUAAUAAUUGCUUUGUCAAAGAAGAAAGAAGAUUGGAGCUCUUACCAAGAGAUCUGAAGCAAGCAAACUGGGAGUGUAUGUGUAUGUGUGUAUGUUUGUGUCUGUGUGUUUGCUGUGUUUUACAAAUGAAGCUCAAAAAAAUCGAUACCAUCCUGGCAGAAAGCUGACACAUUACUAUUUUAUGUUCUUUUGGUGUACUAAAUAUUCAGAAUCACUACUGACCAAUUUUUUUCCUGUUGUCCUAUGGCAGAAUUGUAUAGUUUUUUAAACAGCACAUGCUGAGUCUUGUAAAAAUGUUUUAAUUUUUUUCCCCGACAGCAAAAACAGCACCCUCCAAACUUGCAGUGAAGUAAGAAACCUCACACACACAAAAAUACUUCCACCUGUUUAACAGGAGCCUGAAAUGAGUUGCCUUGGUGAAGCAGUGGCAUGGAAUAUACUGUAAAUAUUAUUUUUUAAGUCAUAGCUUCCUCUUUUUCUUUUUUAAAAAAAUGGUUUUUCAGAACCAGAGCAAAACUUGCCUUUUCUUAGUCCUGUAGCAAAAUUUUAUUUGAAGGUUCUAAAUUUUUUGCCCCCAGAAAAAGGGCUUAAAAUCUGACUUUUUUAAAUAGUGAGAAGCAAACGGGGCAUCCCUUUUUAACCCCUCCCCCCCCCAAGCUUUUAUGGAAUGGUUGAGAAUGAUGCCCUGAGGCACUGCUGGGACGGAAGGCAAAGUGGGAGGCAGAGAUGAUGAAUACGGGGCUUGGGGUGGGGGUUGUUUUAAAUGUUAGCGGUUCUGUUUCGAUCAAUGGUUCCUGGCUGUACUUCUACUUCCCUGUUCUCACUUCAGUUGCAUUAUCAAGGGUCAUCGGAGGAGACGCAAGUCCGUAUUGAUUGCUAGCCGGUCUUCCACAGCUGAAGAUGUCCCAUGUGACCUUGAGUAGGCUGGCCUUAAGAGGCCUUGGUGUGCUUAUACUGCCAUUGAUUUCUCCAAUUGCCAGACACAUGGGGAGCGAGGCCAUCCAAUGCGAGAGAGGGAACAGGCCUCCUUGAAUCUUUCAGUAGCCACAUCAGAUAGGAUUUCACGAUGUGGCUUUUUCCCACCAUGCUCACAGAUGAGAGAGGCUGUCACCAGAUGCAAUUCUCUCAUCUCGUAUUUAAAGGUUCACAUGCCCCAGCCUCCUAGUUGGACUCAAGUCACCUUAUUGACGAGCGAGGAGACCAAGGCAUGGGAAUCCCAAGCACUGUCGUCAUGCCUGUGACUCUUCCCACCUCCACUUCAGCUUUGAACCUCUUUUUGUUGUCCCCCCCCACCCUAUUCCUGGUUCUGAGCAGCAAAUCACUGUGAGACUAUUUCCCAUGGGGUGGAGGAGUGGAGCUUGCCUUGCCCCCCCCUAUUGUAAUCCUUAAGAACAAGGUGCAGAGAGAGAAAGAGCUCUCAUGUGUAGAAAACAUUUGGGUGCUGGUGCACUCUAGAUCCAAACGGCUUUCAUGAUGUAUAAAAUAUCUCUGUAGAGGAAAUCAUUGCAUUGUAUAUCUGUCUUCCU
Messenger RNA from Gekko japonicus, 4342 nucleotides. RefSeq names its product phosphatase and actin regulator 4 (gene PHACTR4). The record is from RefSeq and is a predicted model, not a curated record. Gene Ontology annotation, biological process: actin cytoskeleton organization; neural crest cell migration. Gene Ontology annotation, molecular function: actin binding. NCBI's taxonomy places the organism in Eukaryota, Metazoa, Chordata, Lepidosauria, Squamata, Gekkonidae.